This is a messenger RNA of Glossina fuscipes, 2034 nucleotides long. It is a transcript of the gene nAChRalpha5, whose product is annotated as neuronal acetylcholine receptor subunit alpha-7. The record is from RefSeq and is a predicted model, not a curated record. The transcript has 12 exons. Lineage: Eukaryota; Metazoa; Arthropoda; Insecta; Diptera; Glossinidae. Gene Ontology annotation, cellular component: synapse; postsynaptic membrane; neuron projection. Gene Ontology annotation, biological process: chemical synaptic transmission; nervous system process; regulation of membrane potential. Bases 178 to 1938 code for a protein of 586 amino acids. Gene Ontology annotation, molecular function: acetylcholine-gated monoatomic cation-selective channel activity; transmembrane signaling receptor activity.
CAACAAGAACGGCAAUGGCAUCUGCAACGACAACACCAACAGCAACAGCAACAAACCGAAACCAAUUUAGCAUUAAAUUUACGUCAGAGACUUAAUAACAGUAUUACUAAGUUUAAUUUAAUCACUGUUCAUCUCUUAACCGCUAUAACAGUGUUUUAUGCGAACAUCAGCACCAUCAUGUCAACGACCACAGAACAUAUAAGGAGUGUUGCUAUAGCUGCCACAACACUGCCAAAUCAAUUGAUACAUCAACUGUUAAAUAUUCUGCAGCCACCGCUACAACUGUGGCGGCAACUAUCGUAUUGCCAUUGCUUAACAAAAUGCGCCAGAUGUUGCAGCAGUCCGUAUCGCAAAUUAUCAAUGACAAUUAGAGGACUUAAUAAAUACUCAUGGAUACUUUUAUUAAUGUAUUUGAAUUUAUCUGCCAAAGUUUGUUUGGCAGGUUAUAAUGAAAAGAGACUGUUACAUGAUCUAUUAGAUACAUACAAUACACUAGAACGUCCGGUUUUAAAUGAAUCGGAUCCACUACAAUUAAGCUUCGGAUUAACGUUAAUGCAAAUUAUUGAUGUGGACGAAAAGAAUCAGUUGCUAGUAACUAACGUUUGGUUGAAAUUGGAAUGGAAUGAUAUGAAUCUGCGCUGGAAUACAUCAGAUUAUGGUGGCAUAAAAGAUUUACGUAUACCACCACAUCGGAUAUGGAAACCGGAUGUGCUGAUGUAUAACAGUGCUGAUGAGGGUUUCGAUGGUACAUAUCAAACGAAUGUUGUGGUACGAAAUAAUGGUUCGUGCCUAUAUGUGCCGCCGGGCAUAUUUAAGUCAACAUGCAAAAUUGAUAUCACAUGGUUUCCGUUUGAUGAUCAACGUUGUGAAAUGAAAUUUGGCAGCUGGACGUAUGAUGGAUUUCAGCUGGAUUUGCAAUUACAAGAUGAAACUGGCGGUGAUAUCAGCAGUUACGUGCUCAAUGGCGAGUGGGAACUACUGGGUGUGCCCGGCAAACGUAAUGAAAUCUAUUAUAACUGCUGUCCGGAACCUUAUAUUGAUAUAACAUUUACCAUCAUUAUAAGACGACGUACAUUGUAUUAUUUUUUUAAUUUAAUUAUACCAUGUGUACUGAUAGCCUCAAUGGCUUUGUUGGGUUUUACACUGCCACCAGACUCCGGUGAAAAAUUAUCAUUAGGUGUUACUAUAUUACUAUCGCUUACGGUAUUUCUUAAUAUGGUGGCCGAAACCAUGCCAGCUACUUCAGAUGCCGUACCUCUUUUAGGUACAUAUUUCAAUUGCAUAAUGUUUAUGGUAGCUUCAUCCGUUGUGUCAACGAUUUUAAUAUUAAAUUAUCAUCAUCGAAAUGCUGAUACACAUGAAAUGUCCGAAUGGAUACGUGUGGUAUUCUUAUGUUGGCUGCCAUGGAUCUUACGUAUGCAUCGUCCGGGUAGACCUAUAAUAUUGGAUUUUUCAUCUACCCCAUGCUCGGAUACCUCAUCAGAACGUAAACAUCAGAUAUUAUCCGAAGUGGAAUUGAAAGAGCGAUCGUCGAAAUCAUUGUUGGCCAAUGUCUUGGACAUAGACGACGACUUUCGCAAUUGCCGACCAAUGACGCCAGGCGGUACUUUGCCACACAAUCCUGCUUUCUAUCGAACUGUUUAUGGACAAGGCGAUGACGGUAGUAUUGGUCCAAUAGGCAGCACCCGAAUGCCAGAUGCUGUAACACAUCAUUCAUGUAUAAAAUCUUCGACCGAAUAUGAAUUAAGUUUAAUACUAAAAGAAAUACGUUUUAUAACCGAUCAGUUACGCAAGGAGGAUGAAGAAGAUGACAUUGCUAAUGAUUGGAAAUUUGCCGCUAUGGUCGUUGACAGACUGUGCCUUAUCAUAUUCACAAUGUUCACAAUAUUAGCUACAAUAGCUGUACUGCUAUCAGCACCACAUAUUAUUGUCUCGUAGCUAUAUGAGAGGCGAGGUGGUUAUUGUUAUUGGUUUUAUUAUAAAAUCAAUUUGUUAAUUAUUAAAUUAAUAACGAAAAUUUUUAAAUAAAUUCAA